Messenger RNA from Nicotiana tabacum (common tobacco), 759 nucleotides. Lineage: Eukaryota; Viridiplantae; Streptophyta; Magnoliopsida; Solanales; Solanaceae. The record is from RefSeq and is a predicted model, not a curated record.
GUAUUACUUUUCCACCAAACGUUUUUGGAUCUGUUAAGUCCAUUGCAUUUCUCUGUGAGAUCUACUUCUUGGGUUGAUGCUGUGUAUUUCAGUUUGUAUGCCUAUGUGUGCAUAGGGAUUUGAUUGGUGAACCUGCGGUUUAGUUCUACAAGCAAAAAUGAAUUCUGCCAUGUGCUCAUCAUCAUCGUCAUCCACGAUUGCCUCUUCCUGCUGGCAGAAUCUUCGAAGCAGAAAACAUUAUCUGUUAGCACCUGAACCUUUUGCAAGGAUUGGUGACUCAAGUAUGAUUGAUACACUCCGAAGAUAUAACUGUAAGGAAGGGAAGGUUGUGAUUUCAAGUCAUUUGGUAUCUGGACGUUUGGAUGCAUCGCGUACAAGAAAAAAGUUGUUAAACCAGCCAGUUCCGAAAUUAGAAUUUGUACGCACUUUGCUAAUUGACAAUUAUGACAGUUACACUUACAAUAUAUUCCAGGAGCUUUCAAUCAUUAAUGGAAUGCCUCCGGUGGUGAUUCGGAAUGAUGAGUGGACGUGGAAAGAAGUUUAUUACCACUUGUAUGAAGAAAGGGCAUUUGACAAUAUUGUGAUAUCACCUGGUCCUGGUUCUCCAACAUGUCCAGCAGAUAUAGGAAUUUGCCUGAGGCUACUCCUUGAAUGCAUUGAUAUCCCUAUACUAGGCGUCUGCCUUGGUCACCAGGCUUUGGGAUAUGCGCAUGGGGCUCAAGUUGUGCAUGCACCUGAAGCUGUCCAUGGUCGUUUGAG